Molecule: messenger RNA, 2114 nt
Organism: Odobenus rosmarus divergens (Pacific walrus)
Lineage: Eukaryota; Metazoa; Chordata; Mammalia; Carnivora; Odobenidae
Gene: CTPS1
Product: CTP synthase 1
Exons: 19
Coding region: 154-1929 (591 amino acids)
Biological process (GO): pyrimidine nucleobase biosynthetic process; CTP biosynthetic process
Cellular component (GO): cytoophidium; cytoplasm
Molecular function (GO): CTP synthase activity; identical protein binding
Source: RefSeq, a predicted model, not a curated record
GUGCGCACCGCCCGGAGCCCGCCUCCGUGAAAGACUGCCGGGCGCAUGCGGCCGCGCUGGUUCACUGGCGGCCCGGGGCCCAGCGCGCGCGUCGUAGCCCCAGCUCCUUAACUGACGGCAGGCCUGUAGGCCGGCCUCAGGUCAAAAAGUAAAAUGAAGUACAUUCUAGUUACUGGUGGUGUUAUAUCAGGAAUCGGAAAAGGAAUCAUUGCCAGCAGCGUGGGCACAAUACUGAAGUCAUGCGGUUUACACGUAACUUCAAUUAAGAUUGACCCAUACAUUAACAUUGAUGCAGGAACAUUCUCUCCCUAUGAACAUGGUGAGGUUUUUGUGCUGGAUGAUGGUGGGGAAGUCGACCUUGACCUGGGGAACUAUGAGCGCUUCCUUGACAUCCGCCUCACCAAGGACAAUAAUCUGACCACUGGAAAGAUCUACCAGUAUGUCAUUAACAAGGAACGCAAAGGAGAUUACUUGGGGAAAACCGUCCAAGUUGUCCCUCACAUCACGGAUGCAAUCCAGGAGUGGGUCAUGAGACAGGCCUUAAUACCUGUGGAUGAAGAUGGCCUGGAACCUCAAGUGUGUGUCAUUGAGCUCGGGGGAACAGUGGGAGAUAUAGAAAGCAUGCCCUUUAUUGAAGCCUUCCGUCAGUUCCAGUUCAAGGUCAAGAGAGAGAACUUUUGUAAUAUUCACGUCAGUCUCGUUCCUCAGCCAAGUUCAACAGGGGAGCAGAAGACCAAACCCACCCAGAAUAGCGUGCGGGAGCUCAGAGGGCUUGGGCUUUCUCCGGAUCUGGUUGUGUGCAGGUGCUCAAAUCCUCUCGACACGUCAGUGAAAGAGAAAAUCUCGAUGUUCUGCCACGUCGAACCUGAACAAGUGAUCUGUGUCCAUGAUGUCUCAUCCAUCUACCGAGUCCCCUUGUUAUUAGAGGAGCAGGGAGUCGUGGACUAUUUUCUCCGGAGACUUGACCUUCCGAUCGAGAGGCAGCCACGAAAAAUGCUGAUGAAGUGGAAAGAGAUGGCAGACAGAUAUGAUCGCUUGCUGGAGACCUGCUCUAUAGCCCUUGUGGGCAAAUACACCAAGUUUUCAGACUCGUAUGCCUCUGUCAUUAAAGCUCUGGAGCAUUCUGCACUGGCCAUCAACCACAAGUUAGAAAUCAAGUACAUAGAUUCUACCGACUUGGAGCCGAGCAUGUUGCAGGAGGAGCCCGUGCGCUAUCAUGAAGCCUGGCAGAAGCUCUGUAGUGCUCACGGAGUGCUGGUACCAGGGGGAUUUGGUGUUCGGGGCACAGAAGGAAAAAUCCAAGCCAUCGCCUGGGCUCGGAAACAGAAGAAGCCUUUUUUGGGUGUGUGCCUAGGGAUGCAGUUGGCGGUGGUUGAAUUUUCAAGAAAUGUGCUGGGAUGGCAAGAUGCCAAUUCUACAGAGUUUGACCCUAAGACCAAUCAUCCUGUGGUCAUAGACAUGCCAGAACACAAUCCUGGGCAGAUGGGCGGAACCAUGAGGCUGGGCAAGAGGAGAACCCUGUUCCAGACCAAGAACUCGGUCAUGAGGAAACUCUACGGAGAUCCAGAUUACCUGGAAGAGAGGCACCGCCACAGAUUUGAGGUGAAUCCAGUCCUGAAGAAGUGUCUGGAAGAGCAGGGCCUGAAGUUCGUCGGCCAGGACGUUGGGGGAGAGAGGAUGGAGAUCGUGGAGCUGGAGGAUCAUCCCUUCUUCGUUGGGGUUCAGUACCACCCUGAGUUCCUGUCCCGGCCCAUCAAGCCUUCGCCUCCGUACUUUGGCCUCCUGCUGGCCUCCGUGGGGAGGCUCCCGCAUUACCUUCAGAAAGGCUGCAGGCUCUCGCCCAGGGACACCUACAGUGACAGGAGUGGAAGCAGCUCCCCGGACUCUGAAAUCACCGAAUUGAAGUUCCCAUCAAUAAAUCAUGACUGAUGGUAACGGGUGAUUCUUCAAGAGAGCCUUCGGACUUUGAGAGUUUACAGCUUUGAUUUUACACUCAACUUUUGACGCCUCCUUUAAAUUAUGUUUUUAUUAAGAUUAUUUUAUUAUGGGGGAAAGGUAUUUGGAAGACUUUGUGACUCGCAUGUCCCCUCCUGUGUGCCGGCCCCUCCCCGGUG